CCAUCAAGAACACGAAAGUAAAGCAAAUAAUCUAGCACAAGAUGGUGGGUCAGUGGACGGUGACGAAGCCAAGUCGGAGCGACCAAGUGUUGGAUGCCGACGAACAGCUCAGGAUCGCCAACCAGAUCAAAGCUCAGUUCGACUCUGCAGCCCCAAAGCGACCCAUCAAGCCGAAUCGAAGCGAACCCGAUUCCCCAACUCCAGCUCUCUCCGUCGUUGACCAACCCAACAUUCCUGAGCUUCACAAGCUUCGAACUUUACAGUCUCAGUCCCAUGUCAUAAUCUCAGAUGAGGGAGCUAACACCAUGGUACAAGAUGAGUUUGUGGACACCCAAUAUUACAAGGAACUGAAUUCUAUUGACAAACAGCAUCACAUGACUGGAACUGGGUUUAUAAGGGUGGAGAGGGAAGAAGAGGGAAGCUAUGAUAUACAGUUAACUGGAAUUCAUGGUGGUUCAAUUGGUAUAGUGCCGAGUGGUUUCAGAAGCAAUCCGGCAACAAAUGACUGGAUUCCCAAGACUGAUGAAGAUAUGGUCUUCAUUUCUUCAAAGCCAAAUCGAAGCGAGAACUGAAAGCUGUUACCUGUGUUGUAUAUCAAUGUACCUUUUUUUUUUAAUGAAAAUGAAAUGUUGUCCUGGACUCAUUGUCAUAGCUCACUGUCAAUAACUAGAUAAGUUUUUUUUCGAUGAGGACUAGAUAAGUUUGAAUUUGAGGGAAGCUUCAAGAUCUUUAUCUUGGACAUAAAAAAUUAGCCUGCGAAGAUGUGCACCUAUUUACUAUUAUUGUGUU
Argentina anserina (silverweed cinquefoil) is the source of this 789-nucleotide messenger RNA. RefSeq lists its product as uncharacterized. The transcript has 4 exons. The record is from RefSeq and is a predicted model, not a curated record. The coding region runs from base 42 to 572 and encodes 176 amino acids. NCBI's taxonomy places the organism in Eukaryota, Viridiplantae, Streptophyta, Magnoliopsida, Rosales, Rosaceae.